This is a messenger RNA of Pogona vitticeps (central bearded dragon), 1268 nucleotides long. NCBI's taxonomy places the organism in Eukaryota, Metazoa, Chordata, Lepidosauria, Squamata, Agamidae. The record is from RefSeq and is a predicted model, not a curated record.
AGGAGGUUGCACCAAAAUAUAUAAAGAACUGUUCAGCCCAUCUGGUGGGUUCUUCUACUUCUGCCGUUUUGCUGUGACCAUCAGUCUGCCAUUGGUGGAGCCUAGGAAAGUUAUCUCCUGAAAAUACCCUCUUCUGAACGUAUACCCACUGUCAAAAGCAAUGUCUCUCCUUCUGGCACUUUUAGCAACGAUUGCUGGCCUGCAUCAAUGUGCUGGUAAUGAGGACCACGAUAAAGCUUUUGCCGCAUUAUCGACUGAUCUGCUAACAGUACAGGAUGAAAUUAUAGACAAGCACAAUGACCUCAGGAGACAGGUGGAACCACGUGCUUCCGACAUGCUGAAGAUGGAAUGGAAUGGAACAGCCGCGUCUACUGCCAAAAGCUGGGCUGAUGGGUGCGUAUAUAAACACAGCCAUGAGAGCCAGAGAAUAAUUGAAGGUGGCAUGUCAUGUGGUGAAAAUCUAUUUUAUUCAAGUGUCCCUAAAUCAUGGUCAGAUGCAAUUCAAGCAUGGUUUAAUGAAUUUGAAUAUUUCAUCUUCGGAGUGGGGCCAUCACAUACGGGUGAACAAGUUGGACAUUAUACUCAGGUGGUUUGGUAUAGCUCUUUCCUGCUUGGUUGUGCAGUAGCUGAGUGUUCACAUGACAUAUAUAAUUAUUUCUAUGUCUGCCAUUACUGUCCUGCGGGAAAUGUAAUGGGACGGAGGUUUAGACCAUACACUAUAGGAACAACAUGUGGCAAUUGUACUGAUUACUGUGAUGACGGACUAUGCACCAAUCCUUGCCCAGGUGAAGAUAAGAUCAGCAACUGUCUCAGUCUAAAGAAAAAACACCCGUGCACUAAUCCAUUAUUACAAGAAAUGUGUCCUGCAAGCUGUCACUGUGAAAAUAAAAUAUAUUAAUAUUUGAUUUUUUCCAAAAGACCUGUGAAGUCAAUGAAAGUGGAAGACAGAUUAAAGGUGAAAUGAAUGAAAACUGCAUUUUAUUACAUGUGUAACAUCAGCUACAGAGUAGAAUAGACCUUCUGUAUUGUAUGCUGCCAUUUUAAAAAUGUGUCUUUCCUCUGUCUUGGAGAACAAAGACAUAAAGAUACUAAGCUUGAAUAACUUCUUGAUUUUCAAUUAAAUCAGACAACUGUCUUAAGAAAUCUGCACAUAAGACAUUAAUGAAAAAAAAACACAAUUCUGUGGGCUUCCUCAGUGAUUUUUUCUUGGCAAAGCAAAAAACAACACUGUAUCUGAAAUGUUGGAAUAUAUGUGAAAUUCUGCAUAA